CACAAGUCACUGGACCAGGAUGAGUACUCGUAUGCCUAUACGAAUGCAAUAACACUUGGCAGAAGAAACAUGUCGAAUGGUCACCCUAAUAAAGAAGAUCCACAAAAUACCGUGUCCAAUCAUGGUAAGGUUGAGGGUUUGGACAAGCAUGGUUCUGUAUUUCAUCCCAGUGCAGGGCCUGUUUUCAAAGUACUUGAAGCUCCAGAGUAUGCUGAGGUUAAUAAUCCCAAGGAAGAAGUUAAAAAUCGACCUUAUUUUGAUAGUGCAAUGUACAACAAAAAGGUAGAAAAAGCGCAAAAACCAAACAGCCAGAAAGAGCCUUUGUACAAUGUCCUUGAAGAUCCAGGAUCUUUGAAUGAACCCCUCGAGGGACGACAGGCUCCUUGUUAUCAGGUUCUGGAGGGGCCAUUUCCAGAGGGUGCUCCAUUGUAUGACGUCAUUGCGCAGCCACCAUCAAGUGAUAACCAAUAAAUCACUGGAAGGCCAAAAUCCUCGUGUACACUGUACCUCGAAUCGAGGUGAUGAUACCAAAAGAAAUGUUAAACAAGCUUGUAAUUACAGUGUCACCUUAUAUGAUUCCGUUGGGGAAGUAAUCAAUGACACAUCUGAUAUCUAAGUUUAUCUAUCAGGAACUGUAUCAAAAUGAUGAAAUGAAUAAAGAUGUGUACCAGGYCUUGAACAAUACAGAUAAUACAAGCAUUAUCUUUGAAUCAGCUCGAGUUGAGAUACCAUUCAAAUUCUUGAGCAUUAUACUUGUUCCUUUCGUAGGUAUGCAUUCCAGAAAGUAACGGAUGAGCUUUCCCUGGUAUCGGCAACAAACGCUUUAGUGAUAACCAUACUCUAAGUGUCCAUAACUUAGGCGAACCUUGCAAUAACAAAAAUUAGACUUAAAAGUUCUUCAGCAUUAUUUUACUCAUAACGCCUUAAUGUGUCUCUGGUUUUGAGUGUUAUAACGAACAGCAUUCAAACAGGGAUUUUGUCGACGACUACAUAAUAAAAGAAGUUAUAGUAAAUUACAGUACGGAUGGUUUCACUUUUUCUUGGUCGCCGUUUGUCCCGGCAAAAACGUCGAUUACAUAGAGCCUUUAAAACUAGAAAGCAAGUGUAUGGUUGAUACACAUUUAAUAAACUAGCAUAAACCA
Molecule: messenger RNA, 1142 nt
Organism: Actinia tenebrosa (Australian red waratah sea anemone)
Lineage: Eukaryota; Metazoa; Cnidaria; Anthozoa; Actiniaria; Actiniidae
Source: RefSeq, a predicted model, not a curated record